This is a messenger RNA of Spodoptera litura, 2229 nucleotides long. It is a transcript of the gene -w-2, whose product is annotated as scarlet. Gene Ontology annotation, molecular function: ABC-type transporter activity; ATP hydrolysis activity; ATP binding. The record is from RefSeq and is a predicted model, not a curated record. Gene Ontology annotation, biological process: transmembrane transport. Gene Ontology annotation, cellular component: cytoplasmic vesicle membrane; plasma membrane. Lineage: Eukaryota; Metazoa; Arthropoda; Insecta; Lepidoptera; Noctuidae.
AUUCGUGGACUGACGCGCCAUGUUCCGGCGCCAAAACUUCGUAGCAAUCGGUAAAAUGAACGCGCCGACAAUACUGUCCACUACGCUCCAGUUCCGAAUUUAAAUUACGUUUUUUUAAUAGUGAUUAGUUUUUUUUUGUAAUAGCUAUGAGUGGGAAUCCUAAGACCGAUGGAGACAGAUUAAGUUUCAUUCCAGAACCGAACGUCGCGGAAACCUAUGAAAUGAUACCACACAAUUCAAAGAGUAAAGAAUCAAGUUCGAAAUAUGACCAGUUGUUUCCUGAGAUUGAGGAGGUCUUGGGUCCGAGUCCGACCUUCAGGCCUUGUACCCUCGUCUGGAGGGACCUCACAGUUCACACCAAGCUCAAGGAUGGAAAAUUGAAGAGGCUUGUCAACAAUGUCAGUGGGAUCGCAAAACCGGGAACAAUGACUGCGUUAAUGGGACCGAGUGGAGCUGGCAAAACCACAUUGAUGUCGGCGCUUGCACACCGAAGUCCGGUGGAUACGGUAGUCGAUGGUGAUGUCGCCAUGAAUGGGACGCCACUGGGAGAGUUCAUGCACCAGGAAAGCGGUUACAUGCAUCAAGAUGACCUGUUUGUGGACAAUCUUACUGUUAUGGAACAUCUUACUAUCAUGGCCAGGCUCCGUAUGGACGCACGCACAUCUUCCUUGGCUCGCAAGAGACGAGUGAAUCAGCUUUUGCGUCAGCUCUCACUGUACGGGUCCAGGUUCACGCUGAUUGGAGGUCUGGAUGGAAGAAAAACCUUGUCUGGAGGAGAAAGGAAGAGGCUAGCCUUCGCCACAGAACUUCUAACAGACCCUGGACUUCUCUUCUGCGAUGAACCAACAACGGGUCUGGAUUCCUCUUCAGCACACCAAAUGAUGACCCUCCUUCGAGCCAGUGCUGUACAGGGCAAGACCGUCAUCUGUACCAUUCAUCAGCCAAAUACGGAGCUGAUGGCACAGUUUGAUAAGCUGGUCCUCCUAGCUGAAGGACGAGUGGCGUUUGCUGGUACAGCCACGCAGGCCUUAGGUUUCUUUAAAAGUCUCGGCUACCAAUGCCCCCUCAUGUACAACCCUACAGACUACUUCAUCAAAGUGCUGUCUCUAACUCCUGGUUCAGAGUCAGCUUCACGCCAAGCUAUCAAAAAUGUCUGCGAUAGAUUCGCAGUCAGCGACGAAGCCAAAGAACUUGACAUGGAAAUACAAUAUGAAUUCCAUAUGAUGGAUAACGAAGAUUCUACACGAUCCUUUGCUGUAGAACCUCAUGAUACCUUCGUAGCCCCAUUCUUCCUCACCAAGUUGUGGUGGUUAAUAUACAGAUAUCUACUAAUUGUAAUCAGAGAUCCACGAGUACAAUUCGUGAGAAUACUACAGAAAUUGGCUAUAGCCCUAACAGCAGGUCUCUGCUUCAUGGGCACCGCCCGGCUGACCCAGUCUGGUAUCCAAGAUGUCCAGGGUGCCCUCUUCAUCAUCAUAGCAGAAAAUACCUUCAGCCCCAUGUACUCAGUCCUCCACAUGUUUCCUGAGGAGUUCCCGCUACUUAACAGGGAGCUGAAGGCUGGAUUGUACUCAGCACCGGUUUAUUAUACUGCGAGGAUGGUGGCUUUGUUGCCAGGCUUGCUGGUAGAACCGACCCUGUUCACGCUAGUGGUGUACUGGAUCGCAGGACUGCGAGGGUCCCUGUACGCGUUCAGCUUCACCGUCUUCUUGGCGAUACUAGUGCUGAAUGUAGCCAUCGCUUGCGGAUCAUUCUUCUCAUGUGCGUUCGGUUCGAUGCCAGUAGCGAUAGCGUACCUGGUACCCUUCGACUACGCUCUCAUGAUGACCUCUGGGCUCUUCAUUAAAUUAAGUUCAAUGCCAAAAUACGUAUCCUGGAUUCGCCACCUCUCCUGGCUGAUGUACUCGAACGAAGCCAUGAGCAUAUUGCAGUGGGAUGGAGUACAAAAUAUAACUUGUAUUUCCAGUGAAGCUGGGAUGCCGUGCCUGAGCACCGGUGAAGAGGUCCUGACAACUUACGACUUCCAAAGCAGUAAUCUAUGGAUGGAUGUCCUGGCUCUCUUCAUUCUGUACCUCGCAUUCCACAGCCUAGCCGUUCUAGCCCUAAGACAUAGAACUAGAAGAAAAUAAAUUGCAUUAUUUGACUAAUUACUUUUGGUAUGGUGUCUAUUAUGAUAGAAAUGUAUUCAGCCAGAUGUAAAUAAUUAAAAUAAAGAUUUUAUUGUAUUGA